Argiope bruennichi is the source of this 6068-nucleotide messenger RNA. Its product is annotated as ubiquitin carboxyl-terminal hydrolase 31-like. Lineage: Eukaryota; Metazoa; Arthropoda; Arachnida; Araneae; Araneidae. The transcript is spliced from 11 exons. The coding region runs from base 259 to 2922 and encodes 887 amino acids. Gene Ontology annotation, biological process: protein deubiquitination. The record is from RefSeq and is a predicted model, not a curated record. Gene Ontology annotation, molecular function: cysteine-type deubiquitinase activity.
UGUUUGUAAUUUGUAUCUGCGAUUGUUCAUACUGUUUUGCAAUCCAUCAUUAGGAAUUCCAAGAAGGUGUGGUUGCCCGUGUUAUUGGAAAGUACUUUUAUUUUGAUGUGUGGAAUUAAUUUCUAUGUAUCGCCUUGUUUUGUUUUCAUUUGUAAUUCAGAUAAUGCCUUAAGUUUUUAUCCGAAAUGAAGCCCUUUCUCCGACGCUGACGUUUUCCUCUGAUAGUAACAUUUUUAAGGAUCAUGGUAUUCUGGAGAAAUGUCAACAAUACAGUAUGCUGAGUGCAGUCGUUCCGUUUCGGAUGGAGAUCUCACCAGUGCUGAAAAGAAAAAAGCAAAAGAAAUUGCAUUUUCUGAAAAUAAUGAUAAACAAAUAUUUUUCACUCUACCUCGAUGGAUGAGUGUUAGACGGAAGAAAAACAAAAUAAAAUAUGUCAAAGUAGAUGUUCCUUUCAAUUCAAACGAGAAUGAAAAGAGAAAAUAUGAAUCUUUGGAUUCCAAAAAUAUCGAAAAGGAAAAACAUCGCGAAAAAUCUUCGAAUUUUAUAAGGAAAUUAUUUCGGAGUAAUUCGUUUUUCUCCAGCAACAGUUCAAAAAAUGCGAAUCGAAAUUUAUCAAAAGUUCCUACUUCACCGUCUUUGUUUUCAUCAAAUUCAGAUAUGCGAUGCAGUAGUGCUUUUAAUUUCAAUUCUAUUGAUUACCAAGAAUAUUUCAAAGAUAAAAUACCAGCAGUUUGUGGUCUUAAAAACCACGGAAAUACAUGCUUCAUGAAUGCUGUGAUCCAGUGCCUGAGCAAUACAGAUAUGUUUGCUGAAUAUUUUGUGAUGGAUCACUUUAAAAUUGAUUUAUUGAGACGGAACAAAACACAUUCCAAACGAUAUGGAACUCGUGGUGAAGUAACUGAGCAAUUAGCAGCUUUACUUAAAUCAUUAUGGUCGUGCCAGUAUUAUGGAAACAUAUCAAAUAAAUUUAAACAUUCUGUUGCAAAAUAUGGAAACCAAUAUGAAGGUAAUGAACAGCAUGAUGCUCAAGAGUUUCUUUUGUGGUUAUUGGAUAAAGUUCAUGAAGAUUUAAAUACAGCUCCAAAAGAAAAGUACAAAAAAACAAAGGGAAAUUUAGGUCGUUCAGAUGAAGAUAUUGCUGCAGAAAUGCUUGCAAAUCACUUAAGAUGUAACAGUAGUUUCAUCCACGACCUCUUCCAAGGCCAGUUUCGCUCUUCUCUUUGCUGUUUAGGAUGCGGUCGCUUCAGCAAUACUUUCGAUCCUUACCUUUGUGUUUCUUUACCCAUUCCAACAUUUCAUACCAUUCCAGUUUACCUGUAUAUAAUAUUUUUAAAUGAAAAAGUGAAGAUGAAUAAAGUGGGUAUACUGAUUGAUUCCCAAGCCACUGUUUAUGAUUUUCGAGAAAAGCUGAGCACUUCCUUUAAAACUUCAAAAGAAAAUCUACUUCUUCUGGAAAUCAUUAAUGGAGAGUUUGAGAGAACAUUUUGUGAUUCUGAUCUAGUUGCUGAUUUCAAAGACAGUAAGCAUUUGUAUGCCAUAGAGACUCCACCUGGAGAUAAAAAUGUUAGCAUGGAAAGUGAAAAAAUUUGUUUGGUUAUCUCCAAUAAAAUUGAAAAGGAAUCUAGCUGUGAAAUGCUUUGGAGACCAUUUGUUCUAGAUGUGACUAGAGAAAUCAGUUAUUCAGAAUUAAUGAAAAUAAUAUUGGAAGCAAUGCGUCAUCCUUUUGAAAACAUCUUUGAUUUGGAUUUGGAGAAUUGUUUUUCUUUAUGCAUCAUUGAUGGUGAGCCAGUUAAUGAAACCAUAUGCUCUUCAGUGGAUAUGCCAUUAUACAUGCCUGCCAUAGAUAAAGCUCUAAUGUUAUGUACAGGAGCAAUACCUCACGUUAAACUUUCUAUUGUUUGGAAUAAAGUUGCCAAAGAUAUUUUUCCAAUGGAAUUGAAUUUCAUUGAAGAACAUGCAUCAGUGAAUGCUGUAAGGAAUUCUAGAAAGCAAUCUGAUGAUAUCACUCUGAAGGAAUGUUUUGAUUUAUAUUUCAAUGAGGAAAGAUUGGAAAGUGAAGAUGCAUGGGUCUGUGCCUACUGUCAUCAUCGUUUACCAUGUGUAAAAUCACUGAGCUUAUGGACUAUACCUGAUGUGUUCAUUGUACACUUGAAAAGAUUCAGGCAGUCUGCUUCUCAGCGACUGAAGAUGACAACAUUUGUGAACUUCCCAUUCUCAGGCUUAGAUAUGAGUCCAUAUAUAACAACAAGAAAUCAAAAUGUUCAGCAAAUGCACAACAAUUCAUCAUCAUUAGCAUUUUGGUCACCUUGGAAACGUCCUAGAUAUCGUCCAUAUUCUCGUUUAGAAGAUAAUGUUUAUGAGCUGUAUGCUGUUUGUAAUCAUCAUGGCAGUAUGCAAGGUGGCCAUUAUACAGCUUAUUGCAGGAAUCCAGUAAAUGGUCAUUGGUAUCAUUUUGAUGAUACAAAAGUGCAGGAAGUUCAAGCAAGUGAAGUGAUUUCUGCGGAUGCAUAUAUUUUGUUUUACCAACGAAGUAGUUUAAUCUCACAUUCUUGUGCCUCAUCUUCUUCAUCAGGAUACAGCAGUGCCUCUUCAACUUAUUCUGUGGGACCUGAACAUUGGGCAUUCCACAUGGCUGCGUUUUUCCGAGAUGUGCCUAUUACUAGUAAAAGUCAAGAUAGUUUAUAUGAUGCAGGAAAAACAGCAUCCUUGGAUCGAAGAACAAUUGCUUCACACCGUCCAUUUGAUCGUUCUAUGAAAGCAUAUUCUACAUUACAUCCACCCAGUACAGAUAAAGCAAAUGCUGUGAAGCUGGAUUUAACUGAUAGUAAUAUAAACUACCAAGAAAAUAAAUCAGUAUUGAAAGAUGAAAUACCUCCACCGCCACCACCAGCUAGACAUUACUGGACUGUUACAUCUGUGUAGUAAAAAAACUUCAUUGUUAUUUUUUGAAUUUUUUUUAUUAUAUUUGAGCUAAAAUAUUGAGUUUUAUUUGUUUUGUAUCCUUUACAGUUGUUUUUAUGUUAUUUUCUUUCUAGUUUAUACAAUUAUUUCAAGAGUUUUAAACUCUUUAAUACAAAUUUAUUGAAAUAAUCAGCAUUUUAAGUACACAUGCCAGUGGCGUUUUCAGAAAAACAUUAAGCAGGAUCUUUGCAUUAAGUCAAAUAAAUUUAUACCAAACUUUCCUUUUAUUAUUGCAUAAUCUUAAAUUGAUAUAAAAUAUAUUUGGUAGGAAAAGUUUAUAAUUAUAAAUAUAUAUAAAUUUGCCUUACCAAAUAUAAUUUAAACCUCUUCUUUUCUAUAUUAAUUAGUUUAAUUUGUUUAUAAACAAUGUUUACAUGAUCAUAUUGCCAUUUAUAGGGAUACCUGUCACCUCAUGUUUAAUUAGAGUAAUCAGAGUAAUUUUGUAAAUCAUGAUGAUUUAAUAUAAGAAAUUAAAUUUCAGGAACAAAACAUAGUAGUUUCAAAACUUGGCCCCAUUGAAAAUUUCCAAUUUGGACUAAAUGGAAAAUUUGGGCUAAAUGUAUAUUGAGGUCAAGCAUUCUCACAUUUGUAUGAUGUCGAGGUUUAGAGAGUAAUUGUUUGCUUGUGUAUCAUUCUUCUCAUCUAUUCAUGGUUCAGAAUUACACGGUCUAUCCAAAAAUAUCCUCCAUGUGAUUUCAGAAUAGGAAAUUAAUCUGAUUGUAUUAGCAAAAUAAUUUUGUAACAAAUCCAUUAUCUAAUAGUAUUAUUAUAAUUAUUAAAAAAUAAUAUAGGAUUUAAUUCUGAAUUAUAGUUAAAGCUAAACAAUUACUCUACAUAUAAUCUUCAAUUUUUCCUACAUUUGUUUUAUUACAUUUUAAUUUAUAUUCAUUUCUAAAAUAACUGUUCUUAAUUUUUUAGAUAUCUUGAGAUAUAUGUUUUAUAUUAAUAAAAAUAAUAGAAUAAAAAGGAAUAAAUAAUUAUUGAAUAAAUUUAUCUCAUGCUUUAGUACAAGGAAGAUUCACUUUUUAAAAAAAAAUUAUGUCUCCUGUUUUCUUAUAUUCUGGAACUGCCACUGGUUGCUAUGAUUGGUCUUUAGAAUUGGUUGUAUUUAAAUUAAAUUUAAAAUAAGUAUUGGUUGUACUUUGGUUUUAUCUUUUAAAAUUUAAGUUAGUUACAUAUUGAGUGUUUUUUGAAAAGGUAAAUCAAAAUUUCUCAGGUAAGUUAUACAUACAAAAUACUAAAAUUUUCAAUUAUUACCCUCUUGAAUGGGAUUACAGUUGAUUCUACAAAUUUUUAAAAGGCAUGUAAAACAUUUGUGCCUUAUAUGCAUGUAUCAUUCAUUAUCUUGAUAUAAUAAUUUAUGACUCCUUUUUAUAAAUUGAAGGAAAGGAGAAGGCUGUAUUUAUAUGUAAAUAUUUAUAUUUUGAAAAUUUAAAUGACUAUCAGAGUUGAUUUUUCCUAUUGUGAGCGUGUAUAUAUAACAAGUAUCCCUUAAAGAUCUAGAUUGUAUUUGUUAAGUUAUAUCAAAAGUUUAAUUAGAAUAUGAAUUUGCAUUGAAAUGCCUAGAAGAUGAAAUAAUAUUGAAUUUUUAUUAUCUUUGCCUUAAUGCAGAAAAUUAUUCUGCAUUAACAUAAAGGCAGGGGGCAAGGUGCUGAAUUUUUAAAAAGAAAGUUACAAUGGAAUUUAAUUUCAAAAGUUACUAUAAAUAAAUCAAAUGAUGAAUACUAACAUGCAUCUCAAAUGCAUUUAUGUAAAUUCUGCAAAAGAAUAAAUAAUUUUUAAAAAAUGCAGAUUUUUUUUAUCCAAGGAAAAAUUAACAGUUCAAUAUUAAAUUUUUUUUAUAAAGGUUGCAAAAUUUCAAUAACAUACAUACAAUUUAUCAUCAAUAAAAAGUUAUUCUUAAAACUGUAGUUUAAUGGCAAUAAAAACCCCUACCAAUUACUUUUUAUUAAAAUGUGAAAUAUUAUAUUAAAGAAUAACUUUUAUUUUUGCUUUGCAAGUAUUGGCAUUAGCUUGUAACACAUCACAACAGAUAUUUUUGUUUAGUUUGUUCAAUAACUGAGUGCUGUUGACUGUUAUAUGCCAUUAAGUGAUGUAUAUUGGUGUGGAAAAAAUAACAUUAUAAAUACAUAAGAUUAUCUAAGAUCAGUUGUACAAACUAGGACUAAAGGGAAAUUAUUGUUAAUAUUUUAUUCACUGUUUUAAAUAUGUUGUUAAAUUAUGACUUUUACUAAUAUGUUCAGAGAUUGACUAUUGUAUAUCAAUAUGUCUCCAAGAAAAUCCGUAAUAGAGAAAACAAGUCGAUCAUUCCUUAUAUGAAAAAGAUUGCCAUAUUUGUAAAUUAAGUAGUCUCGUAUAUCUUUGAAUUUUUGUUUUGUUUUAUUGAUUUUUACUUAAUCUUUUGUAAUUAAAAAAAAAGAGCUAUGCAUCAGUGAUCAAAAUUAAUAGAUAUUAUGUUUACAUUUAAUAUUAUUAUUUUCAAGAUGAUUACUUCAUGUCAUUAAUUCUUUUAUGAGUAGAUGUAUUGUUUUAUAUAUAAGAGAAUUAAUUAAAUUGAAAUGCAUUCUACUUUAUAUUAAUUUUAAAAUAAUUUAUAUCACCAAAUUUCAAAUGAUAUUAAAUCAUUUAAACAUAUUAAUUCAUUGAAGAAUGAGUUAUAAUUUUAUUAUAAUGAAUUAUUAAAUGAAAAAAAAUAAAAAAUUAAGUAAAAUGCAAUUUAUUUUAUGUUUUUUAAAUAGAUAAUUAUUGAUAUUAUGUUCCAUAAUGAUAAAAAUUAUUUUAUUUGAAAAAUAAAAUUGCCAAAAUGUUCUUUUUAUUACCUGUACUUUUGUAAGCUUUUAUAAUGUUAUAUGCAUUUUAUAUUAUAGAAUGUGUAAUUGUCAUACAUAUGUAUAAUUUUGUUUAUAUGCUAUGGGAAUAAGGUAUUUGCACUGUGCUUUUACAAGCAUAUUUUAGCUUUAUUGUUAGAAUCUGUGUACAUACAAGUUAAUUUUAAAAUAUUUUAUUCAAAUAGAGAAUAUAGAUAUUUUGUUUAGAUAAUUUGUUCUCUUUAAAUCAAGUGAGCAAUUUAUGAUCUCUAGUCAAAUUUUAUAGCACAUAUUACAUUU